UGUAGACUUGCAGACAGGUAGGGGGAAAGCCGAAUCCAAGUUGGAAUUGUAGAGGCACAAAAGACCCUCAGAUCAAAUACUGUAGUUCUUUCCUUUGAAGGUUUCGAGGACAGCUCGUUUUGGAGAUACACCCGGUCGUAUUCAUGUCUGUUUCUGAAAGCAUCGGUGGUGAGUCAAGGCAAAUUGAGGCUCAAACGUUCCGGCGCAAAGAUUGCCAAGAGAGUCCUUUUAUAGGAAACAUGUUCGAUUUUGAUGAGUUGGAAGAGAAGGAGGUGAAGGAGGAGCAAUCCAUGUCGACGUCGACUUCUUUAGAGGCCAAAGCAGCAGCACCGCCGGAGAAAAAGAAAGAGAUAGGAAAUGCAGCAAAGCAGUCCAAUGCUUUGCCGCAAGCUGUCGAGGCUGAAAAGUCAAGUCAUUCAGCAGCACCGGUGGAGAUUGAGAAAGAGAUAGGAAAUGCAGCAAAGCAGUCCAAUGCUUUGCCGCAAGCUGUCAAGGCUGAAGAGUCAAGCCAAGCAGCAGCACCGGUGGAGAAAAAGAAAGAGAUAAGAAAUGCAGCAGGUCAAUCCAAUGCUUUGCCGCAAGCUGUCGAGGCUGAAAAGUCAAGUCAAUCAGCAGCACCGGUGGAGAAAGAGAUAGGAAAUGCAGCAAAGCAGUCCAACGUUUUGCCGCAAGCUGCCAAGAAAGAGAUAGGAAAUGCAGCAGGUCAAUCCAAUGCUUUGCAGGAGGCUCAGGAAUGUGGGCAGUCCGUGCCGCUGGCUGUCGAGGCUGAGUCAAAGUCAGAUUGCAGGUCUUGUAUUGAUGGCGUGUUGAAAUUAGUUAGACUUCGAAGAAAUUAGUUGACGAAGCUGAUCCAUGAGCAACAGCAGAGCGCCACUUUCUAUGCAGACUGCAGAAGAUUUACGACUUGCCGUGGACCACCAGCGAGGGGUCAGCUAUUAGAUGCUUUGUGCUGCCAAGCAGUCAAAGCGACACGGGCACCAGGAGCAAAAAGGGCCCAUCGCUUCGUGCUCUGCGUGGUUCGGGGGACGGACUGAGAUCAAUCCACCUGCCCCCCGUCCCUUCCAGGGUCAAACUGAUCGGUGGAGAUCGAACGUGCACUUCCACGCCCCCGCCCCAAAGACGG
Molecule: messenger RNA, 1123 nt
Organism: Durusdinium trenchii
Lineage: Eukaryota; Dinophyceae; Suessiales; Symbiodiniaceae
Source: the annotation of a GenBank genome assembly